Molecule: messenger RNA, 826 nt
Organism: Conger conger (European conger)
Lineage: Eukaryota; Metazoa; Chordata; Actinopteri; Anguilliformes; Congridae
Product: complement C1q-like protein 2
Exons: 3
Coding region: 57-701 (214 amino acids)
Molecular function (GO): protein binding
Source: RefSeq, a predicted model, not a curated record
AACCUGCAGUCUUGCCCCAUUAUAAGUGGAAAGCGAAGGCACUGUUGUGUGGAGAUAUGAAGUUAGGAAUGGAGCUAACGGACAGCGGACAGGCAGCGAAGGCGGCGAGGAUGAGAGCAGCGAUCGCGCUCGUCGCUCUGCUCGCGGCGCUAGCGCUCGGGGACUGCGAGGAAGUGGAGCGCGGCGCGACGGAGCAGGAAGUCUGCCCUCAGUCCUGUCUGUCCUCCGAGCUCUGCAGCCUGCAAGCCCGCGUGCAACGUCUGGAGAAUGACCUGAAAGCCCUCCCAAAGGUGGCAUUCUCUGUGAGCCUCCGAGAGUCUGGUACCGGAAACUUAGGACCUUUCGAAAUUGACACUGUGAUCAAGUUCAAGAAGAUUUUUGCCAACAUUGGCAAUUGCUAUAAUCCCUCUACAGGCAUCUUCACAGCUAUGGUGAGGGGAGUCUACUAUUUCCGCUUCACUUCUUAUAACAACCUUGAGUUGACUCCCACUUGCAAUGUGGUCUUAAUGAAGAACGGAGAGAGAACCGUCUCCAUAUGGGACAAAUCGGGGCAGGACAGCAACGAUAGCGCCAGCAAUGCUGUGGUUCUCCAGCUUGAAGUGGGAGACAAUGUGUUUGUCCGACUCUUGAGAAGUAACAUGAUUUUUGAUGACAUGGGAUACUACAACUCCUUCAGCGGCUUCCUGCUUUUUCCAGUCUAACUUUCUUUGAGAGAAUUCAAAUUAAAAGGCAAAUAAUGAAUAUACAAAGUCAAAAUGUCAGUGUUCCUACUGCUUAAUCCAACUUCUUGAAUGCAGAUGAUGGGUUAAAUAAAGAAGUGCUUGUA